This is a messenger RNA of Physeter macrocephalus (sperm whale), 5118 nucleotides long. Its product is annotated as RIMS-binding protein 3A-like. The transcript has a single exon. NCBI's taxonomy places the organism in Eukaryota, Metazoa, Chordata, Mammalia, Artiodactyla, Physeteridae. Gene Ontology annotation, biological process: fertilization; spermatid development. Gene Ontology annotation, molecular function: benzodiazepine receptor binding. Gene Ontology annotation, cellular component: manchette; nucleus. The record is from RefSeq and is a predicted model, not a curated record.
AUGACCAAGGACUCGCCCAGCCCUUCUGGCGGCGGCUGCGUGACACCCAAGAAGCCGGCUACUCCGGGCCCAGCGGCGGCGGCGCUGGAGGAGCAGAGGCGGGAGCUGGAGAAGCUGCGUGCCGAGCUGGAGGCGGAGCGGACGCGCGGGCGGGAGGAGCGGCGGCACUUCGCUGCCCAAGCGCGGCAGCUGCGGGAGGAGGCCGAGCAGGAGCGGCAACAGCUGGUUGAUCACCUGCGCUCCAAGUGGGAGGCGCAGCGCAGCCGGGAGCUGCGGCAGCUGCAGGAGGAGCUGCUGCGGGAGCGCGAAGCCGAGAUCCGGCAGCUGCUGCGCUGGAAGGAGGCCGAGAUGCGACAGCUGCAGCAGCUGCUGCACCGCGAGCGCGAUGGCGUGGUGCGCGAGGCUCGGGAGCUGCAGCGCCAGCUGGCAGAGGAGCUGGUGAACCGCGGCUACUGCGGCCGCGCGGGGGCGCCCGAAGACGCCGCAGCGCAGUGCCGCUGUCGCCUGCAGGAAGUGCUGGCGCAGCUCCGCUGGGAAACGGACGGAGAGCAGGCCUCGCGCAUCCGCCACCUGCAGGCGGCACUCGACGUGGAGCGCCAGCUCUUCCUCAAGUACAUUCUGGAGCACUUCCGCUGGCACCCCGCCUUGUCCGGCACCCCCGACCCCCAGGCCGCGCAUUCUUCAGAAGAGCUACCCCCCGAGGCCGCCGACAAGUCCUCAUGUCGACUAGAACCCCUUGACGGCCUGAGCGCGGGCGCCCGCGCGCGCUCCCGCUCCCUCGACCGGGUGCCCGCAGCGUGCUCCAACUCCCCGGACAGCGUGCUCCCCGCGCGCGCCAGCUCCCUCGAUUCCUUGGCACCAGCGCGUUCCCUCUCGCUCAACAGCACCCUGAGUCGCCCCAAGGCCCCCGAAUCCUCCUCUCCAGACGCCUCCAUCCCAGGGCCCCUGAGCCCCCCGCCGCCACUAUCGGAGCGCAGGAGACCUAGCGACCCGCGAGGAGGGGAAGAGUCCGGGAGUCAGCCCUGCGAAGCCCUGAACCCCCUGCCGCCGGGCCCGGACUACCGCGAGCUGCUGAAGCAGAACUCGGAGCUGUCCAAGGCUCUGCAGGUGCUGGCGCGCCGCUGCUCCGGCCUGCGCGAAGAGAACUUGCAGCUGCGGCGCGCGGGCUUCUCCGACAAGGAGGACGAGAAGGUGAAGCGGCUCAAGGUGAAGCACGCCGAGCUGACCGGCCUCGCGCGGCGCCUGGAGGACCGGGCCCGCAAGCUGCAGGAGACCAACCAGCGUGCUGUGAGCGCGCCUGUGCCCGGCGAGAACCGCGCGGGCCUGGAGCUGUGCCAGGCCUUCGCCCGCCAGCGUGCACGGGACUUGUCGGAGCAGGCUAGCGUGCUGCUGGCCAAGGACAAGCAGAUCGAAGAGCUGCGGCAGGAGUGCCACCUACUGCAGGCGCGCAUCGCUUCGGGCCUCAGCAGCGCCCCGCUCGCUGUGGGGGGCGCCGCCUGCGCCCAGUGGCUCAACGUCAGCGACCUGGACCGGCUGCAACGCGAGUCCCAGCGGGAGGUGCUGCGCCUGCAGAGGCAGUUGACCCUGCAGCAGGCCACCAGCAGCGCCUGGGCGGAGGUGGGCGGCCAGAGCGCUCCAUGCGAGGAGGCGCGGAGCCAAGUACAGGCGCUGGAGCGCGAGCUGAGCGCGCAGCGGCGAGAGUGCGAGGAGCUGGGCGCGCAGGCGGCGGCGGCGCGGCGACGCGGCGAGGAGGCCGAGGCGAGGCUGCAGGCGGCGCUCCGCGAGGGCGCCUGGCUGGCGAAGGAGAACGCGCGGCUGCAGGCCCAGGCCGACUGGACGGGAAAGGUGGCGGACGAGAACAAAGACGUGCGCGGGCAGCUGGGCCUCGCGUGCCAGGAGCACAACACCACCGGCUUGCUGGCGGGGCAGCUGUUGCAGCAGGCGGCACGAGGGCAGGACAGGCAGCAACAGCUGCAGCACGACCAGCAGAAGGCCCUGUGUGAUAUCCAGACGGCCUGGGAGGAGAUGCGGGCACUGCAGUAUCAGCCUGGUCACCCUCCCCAGGAACCCCGCGAGGCCCCGCCAGCCCCAGAGUCCCAAGUGAGAAGCAGUGGAAGAACCAAGUUGCAGCUAGGGCCUGAGGACCAAGCAUCGUCUCAGCCUAGCAGAGCCAAACCAGAGAAGAAGGAAGACUCCCUGCUGGAGAACCCAGUUGCCCGCGGGGAGGCAGCCAGUGCCCCCAAAGUGCCAGACAGAGUCCCAAGCAGCCAACCUCUGGACUCCACGCCCCAGGCCAAGAAAACCAGCUCCCAGUCGAACUCCUCCUCUGAGGUGGAGUCCAUGUGGGCCCCUGUGCCAUCCUGCCCUACUCUGGAUGUGGACACAGCCAGCGAGGUGGAGGAUCUGGAGCCCUAUAGCGUGUCCUCGACCCUGGAAGUGGGGGGUUCGGAGGCCCCCACCACCCCCAAGCUCAAGGUCUUCCUGGCUCGGUAUAGCUACAACCCAUUUGAAGGGCCCAACGAGCACCCCGAGAGCGAGCUGCUGCUCACGGCUGGGGAUUACGUGUAUGUCUUUGGGGACAUGGAUGAGGACGGCUUCUACAAAGGGGAACUUGAGGACGGCCGGCAGGGGCUGGUGCCGUCCAACCUGGUGGAGCAGAUUCCAGAUAGUGACGUCCUGGGCUGCCUGCCCCAUGAGUUCCCUGACCUUGGCCCCACUCGACUCCCGGCUGGGCAGGGCAAAGCUUCGAAGGAAGACACUGGUCACAGCUUAGUACCUGGGAAAGCCCAGGGGACAGUGGACAGGGGGCCACACGUGACAACGGUGAGGGUGGGCUCCAAGACCAAAGUGGCAAUAGAAAUCUCAGAUGCCAAGAUGGGAGACGGCCGGCUGGGCUCUCAGCAGAGCAUGGGCAAGCGGGGCUUCUCCAGACCUCUUCUGGGGACCAACAGUGUCUUUUGUGUGGCCCCUACGCAACUUUACCUGAAGAGCGUUACAGCCACGUCGGCUGAGAUCACCUGGGUUGGCAGCAGCCACCCCCACAUGGUGUACCUGGAUGACCUGGAGCGUGCCCUGACCCUAGCGGGCGUGAGCUGCUACACCUUCCACCACCUGCAUCCUGGCACGAGGUACCAGGCGAGGGUGGAGGUGCACCCACCGUGGGACUCGCUGCCGGUGCGCUGGGAAACAAUGUCCUCCACCAUCACCUUCAACACACCCUUGGCGGGCCCCCCUGACCCUCCGCUGGACGUACUGGUGGAGCGCCACGCCUCACCGGGCCUCCUGGUGGUCAGCUGGCUCCCCGUGACCAUCGACUCAGCUGGGUCCUCCAACGGAGUUCAGGUCACCGGCUAUGCUGUGUAUGCCGACGGGCUCAAGGUGGCAGAGGUGGCCGAUGCCACCGCCGGGAGCAUCCUGUUGGAAUUUUCCCAGCUCCAGCUGCCACCGAUGUGCCAGAAGAUCUCGGUGAGAACCAUGUCGUUCUGUGGAGAAUCCCUGGAUUCGGUGCCGGCUCAGAUCCCUCACAACUGCGUCACCUGUCUCCGAUUGCCAGAGAUGUCUCCCUUUAGCUGCACCUGUGGGGACCUGUCCACCGGCAGAGUGACCUUCCCCAUCUGCCCUCAGAGGCUGGUGCUGGCUCCCCCGAGGGCCAAGGCCAGUCCCCACAGCCCUGGAAGCUGUGGGGAGCCCCAGGCCACGUUUCUAGAAGCAUUCCCUGGAGAACCCCCAAGGAGGCAGUCCCCAACGCCCAGACUGAGUUCAGACGGAGAAUUUCCAAGUGCAGGGUCAGGCAGCCAAGCCCAGAGGCCCACAGAGGCCCGGGAGCUCUCCAGAAAGGACCAGCUCUUCCAGAAGAGUCCCCGGAACCACAGGCCACCUCUGCCCCGGGGCCAGUCUCGGGGGGAAGAGAACCAGAACCGGCACGUGGGCACCAGCCAAAGCCCUGCUGCGGGAGUCAUCUGUCCGUCCCCUGAGUGUGGACCCAGGAAAGAGCCGUGUCAGGAGAAGGCUGCCCUUGAGAAGGUCCUCAGACAAAAGCAAGAUGCCCCAGGAUUCACCCCUCCGCAGCUGGGCAUCAGCCAGCGAUACGUGUCUGACUUCUGUGACAUUCUGCAGGAGGAGGCAGGGCGCUUCGGUCUGUGGGGCACAGAGGGGCAAGAGCAGAGGAAGGAGCUCAGGAGACAGAGCGGGCCAGGCCAGGCUCUGGGGGGCAACAGAGAGGGCUGGUUCCAGGAGCCCGGCUUGGCGCUGUGUCCCGCUCCAUCCAGCAGGGUCAUCAGGAUGUCCAGGGGUGGCGCCCCACCGCUGGGAACAAGGGUGGACCCUCCAGCCAAGGUCUUUGGGGCCCUCUCUGAUUGCAUCCCCCUGGUGAUGUCUGCCACCCCCGAGGCUGCAGAGGAGGAGCUGGCCUUCUGGAAAGGGCAGUUGCUGAGAGCGUGGGGCUCUCAGGACACCCACGGCUUCUAUCGUGGUGAACACGAUGGGCAAGUGGGCAACAUCCCCGGGCACCUGGUGGACAAGGUGGACACGGGCACGGAGUUGACUGGUGGGAGGUGGCAUUUGCCGGGGCAAGGGUACCUGCCCUCCGUGGCCCACCUCGAUGACUUUGGGGGGCUUGGAGGCCCCCAGGGCUCCUUUGCCCUGCCGCAGGGGAGCCCCAGAAGGCCCUCACUGUGGACUCCAAAGACCAUGGUGGUGGCUCUGGACUAUGACCCCAGGGAUGGGCCGGCAGGGGGCCUGGUGAAGGGCAAGCUAUCGCUGAGGGUGGGGGAUGUGGUCACUGUCUAUGGGCCUGUGGAUGACAAGGGAUUCUACUAUGGGGAGUCGGGUGGCCACAGAGGCCUGGUCCCAGUCCACCUGCUGGAUCACAUGUCCCUCCAGGGAGAGUGAGUGCAGCUCCCCGCUGGGGUGGUGGCCCUGGCUGCCUGCGCCCCACAUGCGGACCCACCACCAAGCCCGCCUCACUUUGUGCGCAGCGCCUGCUCCAUGCACCAAUGCUCAGAACACUCGGCCGUCCCAGUCCUCCUGGCCUCGAGGGCAGCAGGGCUUAGGUCUGAAUGGACCUGUUUCCAGAAGAAAGCAGAGCAAGUAGCCCCCGAGAGGCUGACAGGCUGGUAA